Populus nigra (black poplar) is the source of this 1294-nucleotide messenger RNA. RefSeq lists its product as uncharacterized. Bases 177 to 1004 code for a protein of 275 amino acids. The record is from RefSeq and is a predicted model, not a curated record. The transcript has 6 exons. Lineage: Eukaryota; Viridiplantae; Streptophyta; Magnoliopsida; Malpighiales; Salicaceae.
CGAGAUGGAGACUUGAAAACAAAAUCCCGCUCCAAAUGAACAAACAAUUUAUUUUCACGCAAGAUUUAAAAUUAUAGCGCCAAAACUAAAAAAAACUAAUAAUGUAUGACCAUGAAACAAAAAGGUAUCGGACUUGAAGAUUUUCUUUUGUUCAAAAGGAAAGCAAACGAGUAGAAAUGCAUUCAAAGCAAAAUACAAUUAGGGUUUUGGGUCAACGAUCAAUUCCUUCAUCUUUCAUCUUUCGCUCUUCAAAUCCCGCUAAAGAUUCAAAUCAAGACGAGCAAAGGGAAGAUUCAAGGAAGAGCCCCCGCAUUUCUUUUUCUGAUUUCCUUGACAAGAAGUUGCACAAAAGUUCUGUCCUACCCAAAACAGUUAAGGGGAAGUCAAGGCCUUUCUGGACGCCGUUAGGUCCUCCUAGCAAUGGUGGCGGGUUUACUGGUCACCAAAUUGAGGUUCAAAAGGAAAAGGAAGAAAGGAGUUCUGUUCUUGAUGAUGUAGUUUUUCAGCAGUUUAAGCCUACGAGAGUAGAAAAAGGAGAUGAUGUAAUUUCGGUCGGUGAUGGUGAAAAGGGAGAUGGUAUGGGUCCAUUCAGUGAAAAACAAACUUCUAGCUCUUCAUUUGGCUUAGGUUCAUCUGGUGAUUGUGAUUUUGGAACCUCCACCACUUCAUCUGUUAUAGGUUCAAGUCAUGUUGGUAAAGUAGGAACCUCUACUGUAAAUGACGUGCCAGGAUCCAGAAAGAGGAAUCUAUUUGGAGGUGGUGACCAGAACCAUACUGCACGAAAGCCUUCAUUAGUUUUGGGAGUUCAUCCAAGUCCCAAUCAAAAAGGAAGAAAAGAAAGCUUCAUUGGCAACAAAAAACAAAGGCCUCUCUACAAUCAUUAUGCAAAUGGUUCUGGCUGGUGGGACUGUGACAUGGAAGGUGUCGACUCGGAGGAAGUAGGCUAUGGUGAAAUAUGGGAAGGGGUGGGCUCCACUACAUUUGGAGGAAUAGAGUGGCAUUAAUUAAUUGGUCUGUGAAAAUGCAAAUGGUUCUGGCUGGUGGGAGUGACAUGGAAGGUGUCGACUCAAAGGAAGUAGGCUUUGGUGAAAUACGGGAAGGGUAGGCUCCACAACAUUUGGAGGAAUAUAGUGGGCAUUAAUUCGGUGGUUUGUAUAAGUAUGCUCACUUACAGGAAAAUGCCUUCUCGGAAUGUUUUUUAGUUAUGUUUAGAUUAAUCUAUGUUAAUCAGAUUGUUCUAUAACUCGUGCAAAUCAGGAUGAAUGAAGAGAAUUAGCUCACCCUCUUAUCGUCA